Messenger RNA from Arachis ipaensis, 2551 nucleotides. Its product is annotated as neurofilament protein-like protein. NCBI's taxonomy places the organism in Eukaryota, Viridiplantae, Streptophyta, Magnoliopsida, Fabales, Fabaceae. The record is from RefSeq and is a predicted model, not a curated record.
UAUCUAUAAGCAACUAAAACAGGAAAGCAAAAUAAAUCUAAAAAAAAAAAAACUUCAAGAGCUAAGCAGCAGCAUCAUAGAGCAAUUUCUGUAGCAAGCUAUCAUCCGGUGCAACUCAUUCGCAAGAGCUCCUCGAGUUAUUCACGCUUCUAUUGGCUAUAAGUUCAGAAGAAGAAGGAGGUCUCAAUAACUUUGAAGCUUCACUUUGUCACCUUGGAUCAUCAUCAUCAUCAUCAUGGCUACCGAGGCUGCUGCUUCUGAUCACACUUCUGUUAUAGCUGAUGAGCAAAUUGUGAAGAAGGAAAAGAACGAAGCCAUUGCAGAAAUGAUAGCUAGUUUAGUGAACGAAGACGGCGAUGACAAAACUGGCAAGACUGAUGAUGCACAAGGUGAAGAAGCAAGCCCUCCAUCCAAGACAGAAGUUGAAGCUGAAGCAAUUGACAAGAGUAUCGACCUUGAGGAAGAGAAGCCUAAUGAUUCUCCAGCUGAUGCGAAACGCCACGAGGUUCCAUCAGGCGAAGAAGACGAGAAGAAGGAUGAUUCUGCUUUGCAAGAUGUGAAUUCGACGAAUAAGGAACUGAUUCCUGAGUCAGUGACUAUAAUUCCCGAAUUGGAAGAGACACCUCCAACGGAACCUGUUGUGAAGAUAGAAAAAGAACAAGAGAAGCAACCAGAGAAAAUUGAUGUUCAGGAAGAUUCAGCUAAUGAGGUCAAAGAAUCUGAGAUUUCGGCUACACAAGUUCAAGAAACACCGAAGAAACUAGAAGAGGAAUCACUUCCAGAGGCAUCAACUGAAACAAUUGAAAAAUCAGAGGUAGCGAAGGAAUCUAAGGUUUUGGAACAAAGUGUUGAGAAGGAAGAGAAACCGGAGGCCGAGCUGGUGGCUACACAAUUGGAUAAGACAGAGGCAGAGGAGGAAACUACUCAAGAAGAACCAGCUGAGCCAGAACAAGAACAAGAGGUAGUGAAAGAGAAACAGAUUCUGGAGCCUAGUACCGAGAAGGAAGAGAAAUCGGAGGCUGAGCUGGUGGCUACACAAUUGGAUAAGCCAGAGCCAGAGGAGGAAACUACUCGAGAAGAACCAGCUGAGCCAGCACAAGAACAAGAGGUAGUGAAAGAGAAACAGAUUCUGGAGCCUAGUGCCGAGAAGGAAGAGAAGCUGGAGCCUGUUACAACCAAAGAAGAAUCACAAGAUGCUGAGAAUCCAAGCACGGUUGAAGAAGAGGAGCAACCAAGAGAAGUCUCAGAAGAAGAGGUGUUAAAGGAUAAGAAUAGCGACGAAGCAGAGUCUGCAGAAACAGAGAAAACAGAACCUCUAGUCACUGAAGUUGAGGAAGCUCCAAAGGAACCAGAAAAGCAAAGUUCUGAGAUAGAGGAAGAAGAGCAGGCAAAUGCGGCUGCAGUUCCAGAACAUUCAGCUGAAACCGUUGAAGAGACAAACAAUUCUGAGAAAGAAGAGAAGCAGGUAAACGCUGAUGCAGUUCCAGAACCUGAGGUAGAGACAUUGGAAGAGACUAACAAUGCCGAAGAAGGUUCUGCGGAAACAGAGAAAGCAGAGCGUCUGCCUACAGGUAAAGUUGAUGAAAACCCAAUCAAACCGGAGAAACAAGAAGAAAAAUCUCAGACGGUUAUCGCUGAAACUGUAGAUGAGGUUCACUCUCCUGAAAAGACUGCGACGGUUAUACCUGAAGAGAGUUUGAAAUUAGAAACAGCAGCAGUGCCUGAGAAAGCAGAUGAAGUGGAGGAAAAACCAAGAGAACUAUCCCAAGUUGAAGAAACUGAAACCAAGCAAGAAGUUUUGGCUGAGAAUACCAAGAAAGAGGACAAAACUAGCGUCACCGCCACAUCAAACGCAGGAGAGACUUAUCAUGAAGAAGAGGUUGCUGAGAAGGUUGUUGAAGAGGAUUGUAGCAAGAAAGAAACCAGCGUUGCGGAUGAGGCGCAAAAUGAAGUGGCUCAAGAUGUGAAACUUGUUGAACAAGUUUCAAGUGACAUUAUAGACGAAGAAAAAGAGAAUCAUGCUCCUGUAACUGCAAGCAUUGCGGAAAAGGUUGAAGAUGUUGCCGCAAAGGAACAAGAACCAGAAGAAGCACUAAUUGCUGUUCCAAGAGAGGCAGAGAUUGAAAUCAACAAGCCAGAAGAACCAACCGACGCGAAAGCGAGUACUACACCUGAAACUGAAUGUAUUGAAGACAAGAAAGAAGUGAAGGCGGAGAGUAAGGUGGAUGAAAUCUCUGCUGCCGUAAAGGAGCCUGUUAGAGAGACACUGGCGUCGAAAUUCGAGCAACAGGAAGAGGAAUCUGCGAAAAAGGAGGAAGAGAUUGAGAGCAAGGAAACAACAUCCAGAGAAGUUCCAAAAGAGGCUCCAGCUAAACCAGUACAGAAGCAAUCAAAUAAUAUCAUAUCAAAGGUGAAACAGUCACUGGUGAAAGCAAAGAAAGCCAUCACUGGAAAAUCUCCAUCCUCCAAGAACCUCAAUUCUGAUGCCAAAGGAGAUAUCAAAGUAAAAUAAUGAAAAUGAGCUUCAUAAGUUUGCAGGGUUCUUUUUUUG